AUGGGUGCCCCGUCCCUGAGAUCAGUAGCUGCGGUGCCCAUCAGCAUGUGAUCAGACCUGAGGAUUUGCUGCUGCUGUUGCCACUCUGCAUCCCAAGAGGUGGAUUUUGGGGUCCUGCAGUUUUCCACCUAUCUCCUCCUCUACUGCAGCUGUUGGACCAGCAGGCUGAGAGGGACACAAGGUGGAGGAAAGACAGCAAAGAAAAGGCUGCAAAAUAAAACCCACAUUUGCUCCAGUUCAUCCCAUCCAUGGAGAGACAAGGAAGGAAAAUGGCUGCAGCGGAGCCAGUGACCUUCGAGGAGGUUGCUGUGUAUUUCAGCGAGGAAGAAUGGGCCCUGCUGGACCUGGGUCAGAGAGCCCUGUACAGGGAUGUUAUGCAGGAGAAUUAUGAGACUGUGACCUCACUGGGAUUCCCAGUUUCCAAACCUGAUGUGAUCUCCCAGCUGGAACAAGGGGAGAGGCUGUGCAUUUCCAACCUCCGGGACUAUGAGGAAAGGGAGAUUCUGAGAGACCCCCACACAGCAGGUGAUGGGAUGAUGAGUGAGAACAAGGAGGAAAAUCCUCAGCAGGAAGGUCCUGAGCAAAUGGAACCACAGGGGACAGUAUCAGGAAGAGCUGAAGGGCAUGUUUCCCAGAGUCCUGAGCAGAGAGAAGCCUGUGAAAUUCAGCGCAGACCAAAAAGGAAGCAGGGAAACCACUCAGAGGAGACACUGUGUAAAUCCACUCACAAGAGCAGAGGCAUCAAGAAAAUCAAAGAAACUGUUCAACUGAGAAUCCCAACUGGAGAGAGUCCCUACUCAUGUGGUGACUGUGGGAAAAGCUUGAGUCAGAGCUUAACCCUUAUUCACCGUCAGAGAAUCCACAUGGGAGAGAAACCCUACAAAUGUAAUGAGUGUGGGAAAAGCUUCAGUGUGAGCUCAAAGUUUUUGUUACAUCAGAGAACUCACACAGGAGAAAGACCCUAUGACUGCCCCGUGUGUGGGAAAAGUUUCAGUGUGAGCUCCAACCUUAUUCAACAUCAGAGAAUCCAUACGGGAGAAAAACCCUAUAAGUGUCCUGACUGCGGGAAAACCUUCAAUCAGAGUUCAAACCUUCUGUCACAUCAGAGAAUCCACACAGGAGAGAAACCCUUUGAAUGUCUCGAGUGCAGGAAAAGCUUCAGUCGUAGAUCAACCCUUCUAUCACAUCAGAGAAUUCACACAGAAGAGAAACCCUAUACCUGUGCUGAGUGUGGGAAAAGCUUCGGUCACAGUGCACAUCUUACUAGUCACCAGAGGACCCACACAGGAGAGAAACCCUACAAAUGCAGUGAAUGUGGGAAAAGCUUUAGUCAAAGCUCAAACCUUUAUACACAUCAGAGAAUUCACAUGGGAGAGAGACUCUAUAACUGCCCUGACUGUGGGGAAAGCUUCAGACUGAAGUCAACUCUUGUUACUCACAAGAGAAUCCACAUGGCUGAGAAACCCUUUAAAUGCCUCGAAUGUGGGAAAAGCUUCAAUGCGAGCUCAGCCCUUAGGAAACAUCAGAGAAUCCACAGUGGAGAGAGACCCUAUAAAUGUCUUCACUGUGGGAAAAGUUUCUGUAGCAGCUCAGCCCUUUGUAAUCAUCAGAGCACUCACCUUGAGGACAGACCCUACAAAUGCAAUGAGUGCAGGAAAAGCUUCAGUCAAAGUUCCAAUCUUAUUCAACAUCAGAGAAUCCACACAGGAGAGAGACCGUAUAACUGCCCCGACUGUGGGAAAAGCUUCAGUCGGAAAUCAACCCUAAUUAAGCAUCAGAGAACCCACGUGGCGGAGAGAGACUAAGUGAGCUAAAUGUGGGAAAGGCUUCAGUGAGAGCUCAAACCUCAUUACACAUCAGAGAAUCCACACAGGACACAAACCCUAGGAGUGGGUCAUGUAUAUAAAACCUAUUGAGUACCAUGAAUCUCAAAGGGUCAGGCCAGGCUGGAGUGGCCCUGUAAUGAGGACCUGCAAUAGUUAGUUAUUAAAGCAGAGAAUGAAAUCACAUGCCUGGAACAAAGCUGUGUAGGCCAAGAGGCUGGGAUAAGAUUCCCAUGUUGUGAUGAGAUUUGUUUAUUGCACUCCCCCCGACCCCAACCUGCACUCCCACACAUACCUCACCAUGUACCCCUUACAUCCACACCCCACCCCCACCCAUAUACAUCUGACUCACACCCCUAGACCUUUGAUUCCCAGUGGGGGGCAGGUGCUGUUUGCUCAGGGGAACAACAUCCUUGACUUCCAAAAGAAAGUGAAAUUGUCUUUCUACAUGCUUCAGGACAAGAAAUGUUCUUCCCAUACUUUAAAGCUCCCUCUCUCUUAUUUGGGCCAUCAGCUAAUCAGAAGGAUUUUUAAUGAUAUGCAAGAAGAAAUAGCAAUAGCACAUCUGCAGGAAGGGAAACUAAACCCAUCUGAAACCUAACCUGAACUGAAGUCCACUCCGAACACUUACCAAUUCUGAAAUAAGGAAAAAAAUCUUGCUCUUCAAAUAGCCACGAUGAACCCAUCAGUGAAGUUUAUAAUCUUUAAAAAUAAAAAGUGGAAUGGCUCAUCAAAUGUGUCUACUCACUUUUAAAAGAAAUAAUGAGUCCUUUGGCUGUCAGGCAUAAAUGAGGGAGAGCUGCAGAAUGGGUGUUCAUCAAUCACACUGGGCAGCAGGAGGAGCAUAGUCAAAGCAGAACAAAAAAAACUGGAGAAAAAAACCCCUUUCUCAUAGAAUCAUAGAAUUGCAGGGCUGGAAGGGACCUAGAGAAGUCAUCAAGUCCAGCCUCCUGCUCCAUGGCCAGCGGACCAAGUAAACCUAGACCAUCCUUGACCGGUGUUUGUCCAAUUUGUUUUUAAAAGCUUCCGAUGAUGGGGACUCCUCCACCUCCCUUGGAAGCCAAUUGAAGAGCUUAACAACCCUUAUAUUUAGAAAGUUUUUCCUAAUAUCUCACCUAAAUCUCCCUUGCUGCAGAUUAAGCCCAUCACUUCAUGUCCUGUCUUCAGUGGACAUGGAGAACAAUUGUUCAUCAUCCCCUUUAUAACAGCUCUUAACAUAUUGAAAGACUGUUAUCAGGUCACCCCUCAGUCUUCUGUUCUCAAGACUAAACAUGCCCAUUUUUUAAAUCUUUACUCAUAGUCAGAUUUUCUUAACCUUUUAUGGUUGUUAUUGCUUUCCUCUGAGCUCUCCCCAAUUUGUCCACAGUAUUCCAGCUAGGGCCUCACCAGUGCUGAAUAGAGCAGUACAAUUACUUUCCUGUGUUUUACAUAUAACACUUCUGUUAAUAGAUCCCAGAAUCAUUAGCCUUUUUUGCAGUUGUCGCAUUGAAGACUCAUAUUCAGUUUGUGGCCCACUAUACCCUCCCUCUUUCCCCUUUUCUUCCCCCCGCACCAGUUCUUUUCAGUAGUAUUACCAUCUACACAGUUGUUUCCCAUUUUAUUGUUCUGCAUUUGCUUUUUUCUUCCGAAGUUAAGUACUAUGCACUUGUCUUUAUUAAAUUUCAUCUUGUUGAAUCCAGACCAAUUCUCCAAUUUGUCAAGGUCAUUUUGAAUUUUAAAACUGUCCUCCAAAGUGCUUGCAACCCCUUCUAGCUUGCUUUCAUCUGCAGAUUUUAUAAGCAUACUCUCUACUGCAUUAUCGGGUCAUUAAUUAAAAUAUUGAAUAGUACCAGACCCAGGACUGACCCUGGUGGGAACCCACUAGAUACAAUCUCCCACUUUGACAGCAAACCAUUGAUAACUAGUCUUUGAGUACGGUCUUUCAAAGUGUUGUGCACCCACUUUAUAGUAAUUUCCUUUAGAUCACAUUUCCCUAAUUUGCCUGUGAGAAUGUCAUGUGGAACUGUGUCAAAAACCUUACUAAAAUCAGGUUAUAACGCGUCUACUGCUUCCUCUCAGCCACUAAGUCAAGUAAUCCUAUCAAAGAAGGAAAUUGAAUUGGUUUGGCAUGAUUUGUUCUUGACAAAUCUGUUGUGACUAUGCCUUAUAAUCUAUUAUCCACCAGGUGCUUACAAAUUGAUUAAUACUUUGCUCCAGCAUAUUUACAUCUAUUGAAGAUAGGCUGACUGAUCUAUAAUUCCCCAGGUCCUUCUUUUCCCCUUUUUUAACGAUAGGUACCGUGUUUGCCCUUCUCCAAUGUUCUGGUGCCUCACUGUCCUCUAAGAAUUGUCAAAGAGAAUUGCUAAUGACUUGGAGAUUGAUUCAGCUAGUUCUUUAUCUACCCUGGGAUUCAUUUAAUCGGGGCCUGCUGACUGGAAUACAUCUAACUUCUCUAAAUAUUCUUUAACCUGGUCUUACCCUAUUUUGGUUUACUUUCUUUCCCUCAGUUGCCAAUAUUAAUUGUGCUGAGUAUCUGGUCAUCAUUAAUCAUUUAAGUGAAGAUUGAAGGAAAAUAGGCAUUAAGCGCCUAUUGAUGCUCCUCUUCCUACUAAGUAGAGUGCCCACACUUUUUGUUGUCUUUCUCUUGCUCCUAAUGUAUUUUAAAAAACCCUCCCCUUAUGGACUUUUCUGUCUCUUGCCAGGUGUAACUCAUUUUGUGCCUUAACCUUUCUGCUUUUGUCCCUAUGUUCUUGUACUGUUCUUUUGUACUACUCCUUAUUAAUCUGACCAUGUUUCCACUUUUUGUAGGAUUCCUUUUUGAUUUUCAGGUCAUUUAGAAGUAAGCAAAAAAACAGGCAGGCUGCAACUUUGUUUAAAAAAACCCAACAACAAUAAAAAUCUUAAAAGAAAACCCAAAACAUCAGUGCAACUUGGCUUUUUAAAAGCAAUCUUGGCACAGAAGCCACCUAAGCUGCCCAGUGGAGGAUACCACUGGCAGAGGAGUCUUCUAAGCCCCAUCCCUUUAUGGAGAUAGAUGCCUACCUCUUCCUUCAAGUCAGGAACUGGGGAAUUUAGAUGUUCCUCUGCUAAUGGUGUUUGAUACAGAAGUCACAUUCAGAGACCACCUAUCUCCACACAACGCAGCUGGGGAGGAAGCAGAUGGAGGAACUCCUUCAUAACCUUUAGCUUCAUGGUUACUUUGUUCACCCAGGAUGUGGGAGACACCUGGUUUAUGUCCCCAUACCACCUGCUGAGGCAAAGAGAUUUGAACAGAGAUCUUGCACUUCUCAGGAGAGUGGCUG
This is a messenger RNA of Gopherus flavomarginatus (Mexican gopher tortoise), 5104 nucleotides long. Its product is annotated as zinc finger protein 501-like. The record is from RefSeq and is a predicted model, not a curated record. Gene Ontology annotation, biological process: regulation of DNA-templated transcription. Lineage: Eukaryota; Metazoa; Chordata; Testudines; Testudinidae. The coding region runs from base 249 to 1805 and encodes 518 amino acids. The transcript has 5 exons.